UUCCCCCACAGAAGAAAAAAUUUUCUCGCCACUUUCUCUCCGAUUUUCUCUCGACAGUCCGAAUUUUCUCGGCCCCCUUACGAAACCUUCCUUCCUCCGAAACGAUGAAGAAAUCUGGAGUCUUCGCGGCCUCGGUCGCUGCGGCCACUGCGAUCAAAGCUUCUUCUUCUUCGUCUUCGUCUUCGUCUUCGUCGUCGUCUUCGUCGUCCACGAACUUCAACUGCAGCUGCUCGAGCUUCCAAUUCUCUCGCCAGGGCGGCGACGGCGAGAGGAGAGAUCGAGAAGACGGCGCGAAGGCGAAGCCCGCCUCUUCCGGGGACAAGUUCGCCCCGAGGUUCGACGGGCUGAGGUUCAUCGAGACACUGGUCACCGCUCACAGAUGAUGGUGCCGCCGGAGUUGUGCCGCCGCGGCUCUUCCGGCGGGAGGAAGGGGAGCCGCGACGAAAGCUUCGGUUUUUCCUCUCUCUUCGGGUUCCUUCUCUUCUGGGUUCGUGUGGGAUUUGUCUGAGGGAUCGACAAGGAGCUUUCUUUAUUAAGGGACAAAAAUCGCGAAUGUUUUUGGGGAUUUGUUCUUGCAGCAGAAGGCAAAAAGGUUUUCUGGGCUGUCCUGUAGUCUACUAAAUACUUCCUUUUUAAGGAAAAUAACGAGAAAUUUUAGAAAAAUUCAUAUUAUUACAGCUUGCUCUGUUUAGUUUUCAUUGUACUGAUCUGCGAAGGUACUGAUGUUGUAUCUAAUGAGACAUGAUUAUUCCCUCUC
Molecule: messenger RNA, 757 nt
Organism: Syzygium oleosum
Lineage: Eukaryota; Viridiplantae; Streptophyta; Magnoliopsida; Myrtales; Myrtaceae
Exons: 2
Coding region: 105-383 (92 amino acids)
Source: RefSeq, a predicted model, not a curated record